AUGGCUAUAACAACUGGAGAGCCACGGCUGCUGAUAGCGAUAGCUAAUGACAUAACGCUGUAUAGAUCCAAUGGUAGCAUGCUCUGGACAGAAACGCUGUCCCAGAGUUCGCGGGCAAUGGCGUACUAUUACAGGAAGAACAGGAUUUACCUGGGGACGAACCCUGUGACGUCGAUACAGCUAGACGGGGGCGACAACCAAACUCAUGGAACCAACUAUUCAGGAACGAUUCUUGGAAUGUCUAUCGACGAAUGCCGGGACUUGAUCUACUUGUCUGUCAGCGGGGAUCGCGUGGUCAAGAUGACGUCAGACGGCACUUGGACAAUCAUGGCGCCCGACCUAGAAGUGUCCAAACCACGUCAAAACCAGCUCAACUUGGAAGACAAUGUGCUGUACUGGGCUGAUGAGGGGUUUAAAACGAUGAAGAGCGUGAAGACUAAUGAGGCGUCUCCGGUAACGACGAUGUUCACAUCAACAUCCACGGUGUGGGGCAUGGACGUCGACAUUCCAGCCCAGAGGAUCUACUGGUGCGCUAAGUCGACGGGUGAUGUAUGGGUAUUCGACAUGUCGACCUCCACCAACACCCAGCUGGUCCCCAACGGCGGCCCCGUGUCCGGCUCCUGCAGCGGACUACGUCUCUACAACGACUACAUCUACCUCAUCUACUACAGACAUGGGUAUGUGGAGAAGAGAUCUAAAGAUGGACUUCUAGUUGAGAAGCUUUUGGAUGGAGUGAUCCCCGGAGCGAAAACAAAAUAUAUGGCUAUUAUAGAAUAA
Haliotis rufescens (red abalone) is the source of this 777-nucleotide messenger RNA. RefSeq lists its product as uncharacterized. NCBI's taxonomy places the organism in Eukaryota, Metazoa, Mollusca, Gastropoda, Lepetellida, Haliotidae. Bases 1 to 777 code for a protein of 258 amino acids. The transcript has 6 exons. The record is from RefSeq and is a predicted model, not a curated record.